Megalobrama amblycephala (Wuchang bream) is the source of this 1757-nucleotide messenger RNA. RefSeq names its product mitogen-activated protein kinase 12a (gene mapk12a). Gene Ontology annotation, biological process: intracellular signal transduction; protein phosphorylation. Gene Ontology annotation, molecular function: ATP binding; MAP kinase activity. The transcript is spliced from 12 exons. Lineage: Eukaryota; Metazoa; Chordata; Actinopteri; Cypriniformes; Xenocyprididae. Gene Ontology annotation, cellular component: nucleus; cytoplasm. The record is from RefSeq and is a predicted model, not a curated record. Bases 145 to 1236 code for a protein of 363 amino acids.
GCCGGAGAGGGAGCGGUUACGCGCACGCGCACACGCACAGUCUAUGAACGCGGACAGGUAGAUUGCCAUUAUCAGUGUUCAGGUAAUUCUGUAAAUCACAGCCACGGGACUCUGCGUAGCACAUUUAAAGGGGUAUUCACCAAUAUGUCAGUCCGAUCAAGACCUGGAUAUUAUCGCCAGGAAGUAAAUAAAACCAUUUGGGAGGUGCCGGAGAGAUACAAAGAUCUGAAACAGGUGGGGACGGGGGCAUAUGGUACAGUAUGCUAUUCACUUGACCGGAGGACAGGAGCAAAGGUGGCCAUCAAGAAACUCCAUCGUCCCUUCCAGUCUGACCUGUUUGCCAAAAGAGCGUAUCGGGAGCUCAGGCUGCUCAAACACAUGAAGCAUGAUAAUGUUAUUGGACUUGUGGAUGUUUUCACUGCAGAUCUUUCUCUAGACAGAUUCCAUGACUUUUACUUGGUCAUGCCUUUUAUGGGUACUGAUCUAGGAAAGUUAAUGAAAAUGGAGAGACUAUCAGAGGACAGGGUCCAGUAUCUCGUCUACCAGAUUUUGAGAGGACUCAAAUAUAUCCAUGCUGCUGGAAUCAUUCAUAGGGAUCUCAAACCAGGCAAUCUGGCAAUAAAUGAAGAGUGUGAGCUUAAGAUCCUGGAUUUUGGUCUAGCGCGGCAAGCAGACAGUGAAAUGACGGGCUACGUUGUGACACGCUGGUACAGAGCACCUGAGGUCAUUCUUAGCUGGAUGCAUUACACACAGACUGUGGACAUCUGGUCAGUCGGUUGCAUCAUGGCAGAGAUGCUGCUAGGGAAACCACUGUUCAAAGGAAAUGACCACCUGGAUCAGCUUAUGGAGAUCAUGAAGAUUACAGGGACGCCAACAAAAGAGUUCACGGCCAAACUACAGUCUGAAGAUGCUAGAAACUAUGUAGCAAAGUUACCAAGACUUAGAAAGAAAGAUCUUCGGAUAUUGUUACCAAAUGUUAACCCACAAGCAAUUAAUGUGUUAGACAGCAUGCUGCUGUUGGACCCUGAAAGUAGAAUAACAGCAGCAGAGGGACUGGCUCUUCCCUUCUUCUCGGAGUUUCGUGAACCAGAGGAGGAGACCGAGGCCCCACCGUAUGACCAUUCACUAGAUGAAGCGGAUCAGUCAGUGGAGCAAUGGAAACGACUCACCUUCACUGAAAUUCUGACCUUCCAUCCGGCACCAGUGGUGGCAGAAUCGAAAGAGACGGCUCUUUGAGAUUGCUUAUUUUUAUGUCAUCAAGCCUUUACAUUUGUACCAUGUCAUAUGCAGACUGAACUUUUUUCUUUUCUUUUUUUGAGUGAGUGUACUGUUUUAUUUUUUUGCCUUUUGCAAGUAUGUGAUUAUGGUACCUUUAUUUUUUUUUUUUUAUUUUUUAUAUUUUUGUUUUUCAAGAAAAGUACAAGUCACUUGCCACUGCCAGCAUUAAUGCUGACACAUAAUUACACUGAAAUGCUGCAAUGCAAAUUUCUGUAUGGUUUACAUUUAGGCCUGAAAUAGAAAAAAAAACUCUUUUUCAGGUUUUUGCCAAACCUCACAGCCAAAUACUUCAGUAUCUGCAAGAGUAUUAACUUGCCUUCUAAAACAGACUGUCAACCCGGCCACAGUUACGAAUGCAGAGUCCAAAAAAAAAAAAAAAUGCAGUUAUGCAAAGGAAAAUGACAAUGUACUGUAAAAUAUGUAUUUUUAAAUUGAUCAUAGUUUUUGUUGUAUAUUUUUAAAAUCAGUUUUAUGGAAAA